Molecule: messenger RNA, 779 nt
Organism: Neopsephotus bourkii (Bourke's parrot)
Lineage: Eukaryota; Metazoa; Chordata; Aves; Psittaciformes; Psittacidae
Product: chloride channel protein ClC-Kb-like
Exons: 6
Biological process (GO): chloride transport; transmembrane transport
Cellular component (GO): membrane
Molecular function (GO): voltage-gated chloride channel activity
Source: RefSeq, a predicted model, not a curated record
UUUCUAAUGAGGUUGUUUGCAACCUCAGUGCUGCAGCGGAGGCCGAGGAGGGAGGAGCGGUGAGGGGGUGCUGGCAAAAAGAGGGGGGGGAUUGGUUCUGUCCCCCCAAAAGCUCCCCAGGAUGAAGCCCCCUGUCCCUGGGGAGGAAGAAGAGGAAGAGGAGAGAGUGUUGGUGUCGGAGCAGAGCUGGAGACCCUGCCCCAAAGCCCGCAGGAGGCUCCGAGGGUGCCUGGAGUGGGUGAAGAGGCAGCUUUUCCGUGUUGGGGAGGACUGGUAUUUCCUCUUCAUCCUGGGGGUCCUCAUGGCCACCAUCAGCUUCAUGAUGGACCUUGUCGUCUUCAGGCUCUAUGAGGCCCACCGGUGGCUUUACCAAGAGGUCGGUGAUGUUUUGGUGCUCAAGUACCUCUCGUGGACCAUAUACCCGAUAGCGAUGACCACCUUCUCCACUGGCUUCUCCCAGAGCAUCACCCCUCACUCUGGAGGCUCUGGCAUCCCGGAGCUGAAGACCAUCCUGACUGGGGUGGUGCUGGAGGACUACUUGGCCAUCAAGAACUUCGGAGCCAAGGUGGUGGGGUUGACCUGCACCCUGGCUGCCGGCAGCACCGUUUUCCUUGGCAAAGUGGGGCCCUUUGUGCACCUCUCCACCAUGGUUGCAGUGUACCUGGGGAAGAUGAGGACCUCGGUCAUGAAGGAGUAUGAGAACAAGUUCAAGCAGAACGAGAUGCUGGUGGCAGCGCAAGCUGUUGGCGUAGCCACAGUGUUCGGAGCACCCAUUAGCG